CCGAAAUUGUUGACCUUCAUGAUAGGUGAGGGCCGUGAGGCGCUGUUCUUUUCUGAUCCCUCGUUCCCGACGCUUUCGAAGCGAGUUCGAUCAAGAAUCGAAAUAAAGCCAUUCCAUGGCCGCUAUACAUGCUAGAGCACUGUAUCGUCUGAGAAUCACUGCAUCCAAAACGGUGGGAGGGUUUAGUACGACAGCUGCAACUGAGGGUUCCUCAGUUGAUGGGAUUAAAGAUAUCGUCGCCGUUGCUUCGGGGAAAGGCGGCGUGGGGAAAUCGACUACUGCAGUUAAUCUGGCUGUGGCACUUGCUAAGACAUACCAACUGAAGGUUGGCUUACUGGAUGCUGAUAUAUAUGGACCUUCUAUACCUACAAUGAUGAAACUCCAUGGAAAGCCAGAAGUGAGUAAAGAUAUGAAGAUGGUUCCUAUGGAAAACUAUGGUGUGCAGUGUAUGUCCAUUGGAUUUCUUGUGGACAAGGAUGCUCCAAUUGUGUGGAGAGGUCCUAUGGUAAUGAGCGCUCUUGAAAAAUUGACAAGAGGAGUUGCUUGGGGAAAUCUUGACAUCCUCCUUGUUGAUAUGCCUCCAGGAACAGGAGAUGCACAGUUGACUAUUUCUCAGAGGCUGAAGUUAUCCGGUGCCGUGAUUGUCUCGACUCCUCAGGAUAUUGCUUUGAUUGAUGCUCGAAGAGGAGCCAACAUGUUUCUUAAAGUUGAAGUUCCUGUACUGGGAUUGAUUGAGAAUAUGAGCUUCUUCAAAUGCCCCAGCUGUGGUCAGAAUUCCUACAUUUUUGGACAUGGUGGAGCACGUCACACAUCAGUGGAAAUGGAUUUGAGAUUUCUUGGCGAGGUGCCUCUAGAAAUGGAUAUCAGGAGUGGCUCAGAUGAAGGUAAUCCCGUAGUUGUCUCUACACCCAACUCUGACUCUGCUAAAGCGUACACCAAUAUGGCUGAUAAGGUGAUGCGACGGCUGGCUGAACUGGCAGAAGAGCGGCAGUUAGGCCCUCAAAUAUUGUUGUAAAUUAAGGUUUAGUUUAAUAAAGCAGUUUUUUAAUAUAAUUUUUUUUUUAAAGAAAUUUUAAUACUAAAAUAUUGCUUUUAAAAAUAAUAAUAAUAAUAAAAUUGUCUCAAAUGAAACCUAAGAGUGACGAGCCAAACUAGCAUUAUGUGCAAUCUUUGGGCUUGUCUUAAGUGUAAUCUGUAAGAUUUCUGUUCUUAAAGAUGGUAGAUUAAAAGCAUUCCCUCAGAUGUUUGGGCAACAGGUUGAUCUCAUCGUAUGGUUAUUUGUUUUAAAAAAGAAAUAUCAUAUUAUCUACAUGAAUGUAACAUUUAGUUCAAGGCUUUUAAAUGACAUGUCUUGUUCAUCCAAGAACUAUCAGAAUGCAAUGCUGUUUUUAUUUA
Messenger RNA from Dendrobium catenatum, 1395 nucleotides. RefSeq names its product iron-sulfur protein NUBPL. Gene Ontology annotation, molecular function: ATP-dependent FeS chaperone activity; 4 iron, 4 sulfur cluster binding; ATP binding. Lineage: Eukaryota; Viridiplantae; Streptophyta; Magnoliopsida; Asparagales; Orchidaceae. The transcript has 8 exons. The record is from RefSeq and is a predicted model, not a curated record. Gene Ontology annotation, cellular component: mitochondrion. Gene Ontology annotation, biological process: mitochondrial respiratory chain complex I assembly; iron-sulfur cluster assembly. Bases 116 to 1015 code for a protein of 299 amino acids.